AUGGAUCUCUCCGAACUCUCGGCCGGGACCCCUAAAGUCCUAGAUCACUAUCUUGAGCUAUUUCUGAAAUCAACUCUUCCCCAAGAAAUGCUGCAUUUCCGCUCAGCUCCGGUAACUCCAGCAAAUUAUGCUACUCACCCAGACAUACAGUUUUUCCGGCUGGUUAAAGCUAAUCACCACUAUGCUUACCAUAAAAUGAAGACUUCGGGUCUAGAAUCGUCCGUUGACAAUAUUAACGGCCGCUCCACACUAUUUGAUCCAUAUUCGCGUGAGUUACUCUUGCAGAGACUUCGAACCUUCAAUGCUCUCAACUGGAAUAUUCCACCCGGUUCCGGGGAAGAGUCGUUGACAGAACUUGUCUGUGCUGCUGGUGGAUGGGCAUGUGAGUCUAUUGCUCGCAACAACAACACGAAAAAUCAUCUAAAAUGCACUUCUUGUGGACAUGAACUUGUGCUCCGUUUCAAUUCCGUGGACCAGCAGCCUGCGUAUGUUCCAUUCCAGUUCGACUUGGAGGACAUUAACCAACUCAACAACAACUUGAAGUUGCUGUACAUCGAACAGAUACGAACUACCGGCCAUGUCGAGACCUGUUCGUGGACAAAAGUCCAUACUCCGUUAGCUGGUGUCUACUACCUUACACCUUACAUCAGUGAAACUAACGAAAUCCUAAUAGGCAACUACCUCAAGUGCUUACGUAACCUUACAGACAACUUACCUAUACUUCUGGAGCAUUCCGGUAGUAUCCGCAACUUGUCACCUCCAAUCUCAGUUGAUGACCUCACUCGAUUGGUAACUGUGUCCAACAAAUGGCUUCUUGCAAGGUAUUUCCAUGACAACAAGGAGAACUUCUCUGUUAUCCUCGAACGCAUGUGCCCGCCAUGGCUUCAUUCACUAGCACUGAUGGGCUGGGACUUAAACAUCCAAACUUUUUCGUCGCAGACGGUGCUUUUGCUCGUUUGCACAGAUUGCAAUCAACGAGUCUUUAUCAAGCAACAUGGCCAGCAAGAACAAAUUCAAUUGCCCAUUCUCAGUUCGUCGAAGAUCUUGACUCCCUGCAAGUUUCCGCCACACACAGCACAUCUGACGAUUGGCUUUUCGACAGAGUUUAUGGACGAGAUGGAGGAGGAUGAGGAGAUUGACCCUUACUACUGCCAUAAGCCUUGGUGUUCACAUAUCCAGAAUGUUGGAGAUAUUCCGUUCUUUGAAUAUUUCAAGAACAUGAUGUACGAUCUGGAGAAGAACAUUGGACGACAAGGUGAAUAUCUCUCGGAAAAGGAUCAGGUACUCAACAUGGAUGGGCAGGUUACAAAGAGACGGAAUAGCAUUGAUAUUGAUGAUGGAAUUGAGAGGUUGACUAAGCUCCGGAAGCUCUACUUCGUGGAUUGA
Messenger RNA from Sungouiella intermedia, 1386 nucleotides. The record is from the annotation of a GenBank genome assembly. Lineage: Eukaryota; Fungi; Ascomycota; Pichiomycetes; Serinales; Metschnikowiaceae.